Molecule: messenger RNA, 7365 nt
Organism: Hyla sarda
Lineage: Eukaryota; Metazoa; Chordata; Amphibia; Anura; Hylidae
Product: paternally-expressed gene 3 protein-like
Exons: 9
Coding region: 567-5294 (1575 amino acids)
Biological process (GO): regulation of transcription by RNA polymerase II
Cellular component (GO): nucleus
Molecular function (GO): RNA polymerase II cis-regulatory region sequence-specific DNA binding; DNA-binding transcription activator activity, RNA polymerase II-specific
Source: RefSeq, a predicted model, not a curated record
CCAGGAUGUAGCAGAUACCGAGCAGUUCCUGAUUGAGCAGUCACAGCUGUUUGUUUGGAGGAUUUAAUUGUACUUACCGAACCAUCAGAAUCCUGAAUUCCAUUAAUAGCAGGAGGAGACUAGACUCACCAUCCCAGAUGAAGGAAGUCGUACACUUCCGAAACGCGUCAGAUUUUUUUCCUCCUCUGCUACCUGUAGUGACGUCACUAGCAGAGUCCGUGGAUUGCCCGGAACUCAGCGAGAAAUAAAACGGUAUAGACGCCGCCGGCCGGGGCUGUCUCCCAUUUCUUCCCAGGAGCUACCUAUCAAAUCCUGCUCACUGCCAUCCUCUUCGUGGACAUCGAUUCAAACAUCUGCAUCUCUCCGAAAAAACUCUCCAUCAGAGAGGAAGAAAAAGAGUUUCUUGUUACUACUGGUUCCACCCAUUCACCAUCCUAUCUGUAGCACGUCGCACUGAUUUACUGUCAGUCAAUUGCUAAUACCGGAUUAAUGCACUUCGGACGAACACAGCACAAUGCACUUUGCCGAUCUUCAAGUAUAUCCAGUGAUAAAACCACUACAAGGUUAUGAAUCACAGUGAUGAUCGGGAUUGUAUUAAUGCUCCAGACAUAAUGGUAAAGGAAGAAGAGACAGAUGUGAGUGGUGAUAAACAGUAUAAGGAGGACAUGCCAACAAAGAAAGAUCUGAACUUUAUUAAUGCUCCAGACAUAAAGAAAGAAGAGGAGACAAUUGUAAGCGGUGAUGAGCAGUCAAAGGAGGAUAUUCCUACAAGGAAACAACGGAAAUCUAUUAAUGCUACAGACAUGAAUGAAGAAGAACAAGCAGAUGUGAGCAGUAAUGAGCAGUAUAUGGAGGAAAUUCCUACAAGGAAAGAUCAGAACUAUAUUAAUACUCCAGACAUAAAGGAAGAAGUAGAGACCUAUGUGAUCGGUGAUGAGCAGUAUAAGGAGGACAUUCCUACAGGGAAAGAUCUGAACUAUAUUAAUGUUCCAGACAUAAAGAAAGAGGAGGAGACAGAUGUGAGCGGUGAUGAGCAGUUAAAGGAGGAUUUUCCUACAAGGAAACAUCGUAAAUCUAUUAAUGCUACAGACAUAAAGGAAGAACAGGCAGGUGUGAGUGGUAAUGAGCAGUAUAUGGAGGAAAUUAUUACAAGGAAAGAUCUGAACUAUAUUAAUGCUCCAGACAUAAAGGAAGAAGAAGAGACAGAUGUGAGCAGUGAUGAGCAGUAUAAGGAAGACAUUCCUCCAGGGAAUGAUCUGAACUAUAUUAAUGCUCCAGAUAUAAAGAAAGAGGAGGAGACAGAUGUGAACAGUGAUGAGCAGUUAAAGGAGGACAUUCCUACAUGGAAACAUCUUAAAUCUAUUAAUGCUACAGACAUAAAGGAAAAACAGGCAGGUGUGAGUGGUAAUGAGCAGUAUAUGGAGGAAAUUCCUACAAGGAAAGAUCUGAACUAUAUUAAUGCUCAAGACAUAAAGGAAGAAGAAGAGACAGAUGUGAGCAGUGAUGAGCAGUAUAAGGAAGACAUUCCUACUGGGAAAUAUGUCAACUAUAUUAAUGCUCCAGACAUAAAGAAAGAAGAAGAGACAGAUGUGAGCGGUGAUGAGCAGUAUAAGGAGGACAUUCCUACAGAUGCCCAUGUAGUGAAGAAGCCAUCCCCAUAUUCAGAACAUAAGAAACAUCAUACUGUGAAGUCAAAACUGGUUCAACCUCAAAGGGCUCCCACAGGGAGGAAGGCGGUGUCGUGUGCAGAAUGUGGUAAAUGGUUUACUCGGAAAUCAUAUCUUCGAAUACAUCAAAGGAUUCACACCGGAGAGAAGCGAGGGAAGCCAUUUUCAUGCUCAGAAUGUGGUAAAUGUUUUACUCAAAGAUCAGAUCUGAAAAGUCAUGUGAGAACUCACACAGGGGAGAAGCCAUUUUCAUGUUUGGAGUGUGGCAAAUGCUUUACCUCUAAAUCAGAUCUUACUAAACAUCAAAGAAUUCACACAGGGGAGAAGCCGUUUGCAUGUACAGAAUGUGGAAAAUGCUUUACUAGGGCAUCACAUGUUGUUCGACAUCAAAUAACUCACAUGACAGAGAAGCCAUUUGCAUGUUCAGAAUGUGGGAAAAGUUUUACUACAAACUUAAAUCUUGUUGAACAUCAAAGAAGUCACACAGGAGAGAAGCCAUUUGCAUGUUCCGAAUGUGAUAAAUGUUUUGUUCGGCGAGGAGAUCUUGUUAAACAUCAUCUAACUCAUACAGGGGAGAAACCAUUUUCAUGUUCAGAAUGUGGCAAGUGCUAUACUCAGAAAUCAUAUCUUGUUCAACAUCAAAGAACUCACACAGGCGAGAAACCAUUUGCAUGUUUGGAGUGUGGCAAAUGCUUUACUUAUAAAUUAGGUCUUACUACACAUCAAAUAACUCACACAGGGGAGAAGCCAUUCGCAUGUUUGGAGUGUGGCAAAUGCUUUACUCAUAAAUUAGGUCUUACUACACAUCAAAUAACUCACACAGGGGAGAAGCCAUUCGCAUGUUCUGAAUGUGGGAAAUGUUUUUCUAAAAAAGAAGUGCUUGUUAGACAUCAAAGAAUCCACUCAGGAAAGAAACCUUUUUCAUGUUCAGAAUGUGACAAAUGUUUUACUCAGAAAUCAAAUCUCAUUAAACAUCUCACAUGUCACACAGGGGAGAAGCCAUUUUUAUGCCCAGAAUGUGGAAAAUGUUUUACUCAGAAAUCACAUGUCACUAGACAUCAAGAAACUCACUCAGGAAAGAAACCUUAUUCCUGUUCAGAAUGUGGCAAAUGUUUUUCUCGCAGGUCAUAUUUUCUUACACAUCAAAGAAUUCAUGCAGGGGAUAAUCCAUUUGCUUGUUCAGAAUGUGGAAAAUGUUUUACUCAGAAAGCAGAUCUUGUAAAACAUCAAAGAAUUCACACAGGGGAGAUGGCAUUUUCUUGUUCCACAUGUCAUUACAUGGGGCAGAGGAUGCCUGGAAAGAGGGAAUGUGAGGCGGGAAGAGAGGUUAUGAAUCACAGUGAAGAUCGGGAUUGUAUUAAUGCUCCAGACAUAAUGGUAAAGGAAGAAGAGACAGAUGUAAGCGGUGAUGAGCAGUAUAAGGAGGACAUGCCAACAAAGAAAGAUCUGAGCUUUAUUAAUGCUCCAGACAUAAAGAAAGAAGAGGAGACGGACGUAAGCGGUGAUGAGCAGUUAAAGGAGGAUAUUCCUACAAGGAAACAUCGGAAAUCUAUUAAUGCUACAGACAUAAAUGAAGAAGAACAAGCAGAUGUGAGCAGUAAUGAGCAGUAUAUGGAGGAAAUUCCUGCAAGGAAAGAUCUGAACUAUAUUAAUACUCCAGACAUAAAGGAAGAAGAAGUAGAGACCUAUGUGAUCGGUGAUGAGCAGUAUAAGGAGGACAUUCCUACAGGGAAAAAGCUGAACUAUAUUAAUGCUCCAAACAUAAAGAAAGAGGAGGAGACAGAUGUGAUUGGUGAUGAGCAGUUAAAGGAGGACAUUCCUACAUGGCAACAUAUUAAAUCUAUUAAUGCUACAGACAUAAAGGAAGAAGAACAGGCAGGUGUGAGUGGUAAUGAACAGUAUAUGGAGGAAAUUCCUACAAGGAAAGAUCUGAAUUGUAUUAAGGCUCCAGACAUAAAGGAAGAAGAAGAAGAAGAAGAGACAGAUGUGAGCAGUGAUGAGCAGUAUAAGGAAGACAUUCCUACAGGGAAAGAUCUGAACUAUAUUAAUGCUCCAGACAUAAAGAAAGAGGAGGAAACAGAUGUGAGCGGUGAUGAGCAGUUAAAGGAGGACAUUGCUACAUGGAAACAUCUUAAAUCUAUUAAUGCUACAGACAUAAAGGAAGAAGAACAGGCAGGUGUGAGUGGUAAUGAGCAGUAUAUGGAGGAAAUUCCUGCAAGGAAAGAUCUGAACUAUAUUAAUGCUCCAGACAUAAAGGAGGAAGAAGAGACUGAUGUGAGCAGUGAUGAGCAGUAUAAGGAGGACAUUCCUACAGAUGCCAUUACAGGGAAGAAGCCAUCCCCAUAUUCAGAACAUAAGAAACAUCAUACUGUGAAGUCAAAACUGGUUCAACCCCAAAGGGCUCCCACAGGGAGGAAGGCGGUGUCGUGUUCAGAAUGUGGUAAAUGUUUUACCCGAAAAUCGUAUCUUCGAAUACAUCAUAGGAUUCACACUGGAGAGAAGCGAGAGAAGCGAGAGAAGACAUUUUCAUGCUCAGAAUGUGGUAAAUGUUUUACUACAAGAUCAGAACUGAAAUGUCAUGUGAGAACUCACACAGGGGAAAAGCCAUUUCCAUGUUCGGAGUGUGGCAAAUGCUUUACCUUUAAAUCAGAUCUUACUAAACAUCAAAGAAUUCACACAGGGGAGAAGCCGUUUGCAUGUUCAGAAUGUGAAAAAUGCUUUACUAAAGCAUCAAAUCUUGUUCUACAUCAAAGAAGUCACACAGGAGAGAAGCCAUUUGCAUGUUCAGAAUGUGGGAAAAGUUUUACUACAAACUUACAACUUGUUGAACAUCGAAGAAGUCACACAGGAGAGAAACCAUUUGCAUGUUCUGAAUGUGAUAAAGGUUUUGUUCGGCGAGGAGAUCUUGUAAAACAUCAACUAACUCAUACAGGGGAGAAACCAUUUCCAUGUUCAGAAUGUGGCAAAUGCUAUGCUAACAAAUCAUAUCUUGUUGACCAUCAAAGAACUCACACAGGGGAGAAACCAUUUGCAUGUUUGGAGUGUGGCAAAUGCUUUACUUAUAAAUUAGCUCUUACUAGACAUCAAAUAACUCACACAGGGGAGAAACCAUUCGCAUGUUUGGAGUGUGGCAAAGGCUUUACUCAUCAAUUAGGUCUUACUAGACAUCAAAUAACUCACACAGGGGAGAAGCCAUUCGCAUGUUCUGAAUGUGGAAAAUGUUUUUCUAAAAAAGAAGUGCUUGUUAGACAUCAAAUAAUCCACUCAGGAAAGAAACCUUUUUCAUGUUCAGAAUGUGACAAAUGUUUUACUCAGAAAUCAAAUCUCAUUAAACAUCUCACAUGUCACACAGGGUUGAAGCCAUUUUUAUGCCCAGAAUGUGGAAAAUGUUUUACCUGUAAAUCACAUCUCACUAGACAUCAAGAAACUCACUCAGGAAAGAAACCUUAUUCCUGUUCAGAAUGUGGCAAAUUUUUUUCUCGCAGAUCAUAUUUUCUUACACAUCAAAGAAUUCACGCAGGGGAGAAUCCAUUUGCAUGUUCAGAAUGUGGAAAAUGUUUUACUCAGAAAGCAGAUCUUGUAAAACAUCAAAGAAUUCACACAGGGGAGAAGGCAUUUUCUUGUUAGAAUGUAGGAAAUGUUUUAGCAAGGAAUCUCAUAUUCUUUUAUUUCAAAGACCAAGAAGAGAGUAAACAUUUCCUUAUUUAUUUUCCAACUUUGUACAAGAAAGAAAUAUACAACUGGUAAAAGUCUUGAAUCUUACAAGAAAAAGGUCUUAUAUACAAGUCUUAUUUGCCAUAUGAGAGGUCACUCAGGAACUAAGGCUACUUUCACACUAUGAGUAUUCAUCCUUUAUUAAACAUCCGUUUUCUGUAUAAUAACGGAUGAAAUAACGGGUGCUAACAGCUGGAUAACGUCCGUCAAAAUAACGGCCAUAUUCAUCCAUUAAGACCCGUUAUUAGAUCCGUCAUGUCGUUUUAACACCUCUGCCUACAGAGACUCCCACAGCCGGGACUACUACUACUACUACCAUCAUAUAACAGACUGGUUUCCAUGAUGGGAGUAGUAGUUCCCCGGCUGCAGGAGUCUGCCGGUGACUGGGGAGGCUACAUCAGUGUUUGUACUACUACCCCGAUCAUGGAACAGACUCAGUUCCAUGAUGGGGGUUGUAGUACAGGGGUUGAGGGAAUGAUCGCACCGAUGCGCUUAGAAGUUAUUAAACAGGGGAGCGGGCGGCAUGCUGUGCUCCCCUGUGAUGUACGAUGUAUUUUUCUUUCAUUUUUAAAUUCCCCGCCGGGAGCCCUGAAUGGCUGAUACGGAUGAGCCAUUCAGGGCUCCAGGCGGGGUUUUUAAACUUAUGUUCCUUACUGUAUAAUCACAUUCCCCCUUAAGUAUAUUAAUUUUAUUCUCCCGAUGUGUAUAUGUAUGAUUCCCCCCCUGCCUGCUGCCCAGUCAUCAUCUCAUCUUCUAGCACUGUCACAGCGCAUAACAGGGACAUGCCAUUCCAUUCCCUGCUGCUCAUCUCCGCAUCUGAUAGAGGAGCAGCGGAGAAUGUUGGGACCUGUCCCCCCUGUGCGCUGUUAUAGUGCUCCAUUCCCCACCGCUGGUACCUGACCUGUACCCCCUAUGCACUGCCUCAUUCAUAUAUUCCCCAUGGCCGCCCAUGUCACCGCUGCUGCCCUGCUCCAAGCGCAAUCAGAGCACACAGCGGGGACAUGUCAGUCUAUUCCCCACUGCUCAUCUCCGUCGGGGAAUUACUACUCCCAUCAUGGAAACAUGUCUGUUCCAUGAUGGGAGUAGUAGUAGUCCCUCAGCACUGCAGGAGUCUGCUGAUGUCACCUCUUCUGAGCAUGCUCAGAUGUAAUAACGGAUAUUUGCCAUAGACCCAUUUGCCCUAGACUUCAAUGUUAAAAAUUACAUCCAUUUAUUUGCCCGUUUCUUCUGACGGAAAAAAAAUUUAUGCAUGUGACAUUUUUUCUUCCGUCACAAAUAACGUCCGUUAUUCAUGACGGGCUAUAACGGAUCUUAACGGAUAAUCAAAAAAUCCCAUAGACUUUAAUGGGAUUUUGUAACGGCCGUUUAACAUCCGUUUUUAAGGCUUUUCUUACGGAAGUUUAUAACGGGUCCUUUAACGGAGCAACUUUAUAGUGUGGAAGGGGCCUAAACCAUUCUCAUGUUCAGAAUGUGGCAAAUGUUACAAUGUAAAAUCAAGUCUUUAGUGCCAUCAGGGUAGAAACCAUUUGCAUGUUCAGAAUGUGGAAAAUGUUUUACUCAGAAAGCAGGUCUUCUAAAACAUCAAAAAAUUCACACGGGGAGAAGGCAUUUUCCUGUUAGAAUGUACGAAAUGUUUUAGGAAGACAUCACAUAUUUCUUUUUGUUCAAAGACCAACAUUACUUUUUGUUCAAAGACCAACUUUUGUACAAGAAAGAAAUAUACAACUGGUACAAGUCUUGUAUUUUACAAGAGAAAGAGAAAGCAACAUAGAGCACUACAUGAUAAUUAAUAAAUGUCUGUAAUAAACAAUAAAUUAUAUCUUUAAAGAGAAACUGACAGUUCACCCGCACUAAGCCCGGUAUACUGGGUAAUAGUGCGGGUGAACCGCUUUAUAAUGAUGGGUCACUCACUUAAAUCUGUUCAGGAGGUGCAGAGUUAUCUUGGUAAAUACCUUUAUUCCUAAUGUGCUCAAUUGCGCAUUGG